UAGCAUCCUACUGGAUUUAUUAAUGUUUUCAAAUGUUUUUUUCCACUGUGAAAAAAUGACUAAUUAUCGUCAGCAUAAUCAUCGAUAUCCUAUGAUUAUUUGGAUUAUUUUGUCAAUAAUUUUCAUUGAAAAUGUAUAUUCAUUACCUCAUGUCAUACCGGUUGGUGCAAUAUUUUCAUCAAAUGAAUUGGAAGAACAACAAGCAUUCCAUAUGGCUAUUGAACGUUUUUCGACAAACUUAGGACAUAACAAUAGCAGUUUUGAACCAAUAAUCAAAAUUGUUGAUGUUGAGAAUGCAUUUCUUGUUUAUCGUGAUGUUUGUCAACUGCUACAAAGAUCACCAGUAGCUAUAUUUGGCCCAUUUAAUGCUUAUGGUGCUCAACAAUUACAAUCAAUUUGUGAAAAUUACGAAAUACCACAUAUUGAAGCCAGGAUGUUGGUGGAUUUUGGUUCCCGCACUGAUCUUUCGAUCAACAUGUAUCCACAUCAUAGUAUAUUGUCCAAAGUAUUUGGUGACUUGAUCGAAACGCUUGAUUGGCACAUGUUCGUUAUUGUUUAUGAAGAUUCUGAAAGUAUUAUACAUUUUAGUCAAUAUUUGAAACAAGCACAUGAUAAAAAUUGGGAAGUACGAAUAUUUCAAUUGCAACCAGAUCAACCGUAUCGUGAAAUAUUGUGGCAAGUGAAACAAACAGAAUUUUUACACAUUGUAUUAGAUGUUAAAACCGAACAUAUUAUUGAAGUAAUGAAACAAGCACAACAAGUUGGUAUUUUAAGUGAAAAACAUAAAUAUCUAAUCACAUCACUGGACCUACAUACAUUAGAUUUAGAAGAUUUUCGCCAUUCGCGCACAAAUAUUACAUCAUUACGUAUUGUACAAGAACAACAUCCAAAUAUGGAAAAUUGGAAUAAAUAUGUCACAAUGACCACAACGACGACGACAACAGCGAAAAAUAAUCUUGGAUUCGUUGGUGGUAAAGAUCUGAUCGAUCCCAAUGCUAGACAUGUGAAGAGUAUAUCGGCGAUGAUAUUCGAUGGAAUGGAAAUCUUAACCACGGCAUUAUUAGAAUUGAAUGAAUUUGAUACAAUAUCGAUUGAUUGUCAAUCCAAUCAUGAUGCAUGGCAAUAUGGUACAACAUUAAUCAAUUAUAUACGACAAGUUGCUACCGAAGGUAUUACCGGUUGGGUUGGUUUCGAUGAAUCCGGAUUCCGCGCGAAUCUUACAUUUGAUAUUGUCACAAUGACUGAAAAUGAUUUCGAACAAAUUGGAUUCUGGAAAAAUGGCGUUGUACAUAAAACUGAACGUUGGUAUUAUCAUCUACCUAGUCAGGCAAAGAUGCCAUUGAUUCGUGUUACAACUGUUUUGAAUGAUCCAUUCGUUAUGAAUGCAAAAAGUUCAAAAGAACUACAUGGUAAUGAUCGUUAUGAAGGAUUUGUGGUCGAUAUGAUGAAAGAAAUUGGAAAAUUCCUGAACGUUCGUUUUGAAAUCAAUCUUGUAAAAGAUGGUGCAUAUGGUGCAUUAAUCAAUACCACAACAAAUGAAUGGAAUGGUAUGAUUGGUGAAGUAAUACGUAGUGAAGCCGAUAUUGCCGUUGCUGAUCUGACGAUUAAUUCAAAUCGUGAACUAGCUGUUGAUUUUACCUAUCCAUUCAUGUCUACUGGUAUAUCGAUCAUUUAUAAAAAACCGACGACGAAAGAAACAUCCCUUUGGUCAUUUUUAUCACCAUUUUCUAUGGUGGUUUGGAUUUGUUUAUUAGCUGCAAUUGUCAGUAUAUCAUUGAUAUUUUUCUAUGUUGGACGUUUCACUCCGUACGAAUGGUGUGAUCCACAUCCAUGUAAACAUCAUGAGCCUGUUCUCGAAAAUCAAUGUAAUAUGCGUAAUAGUUUCUGGUGUAUUAUUGGUUCAUUGAUGCAACAAGGUUCAGAUGUUGCGCCCAAAGCAAUGAGUACACGAAUCAUUUCGGCCAUUUGGUAUUUUUUCACUUUAAUCAUCGUUUCAUCAUACACAGCCAAUUUAGCUGCAUUUUUAACCGUGGAAAAAGUGCCAUUUCCAUUUGAAAAUGUUGAACAAUUGGCACAACAAACAAAAAUCAAAUAUGGUUGUCUAAAAAAUGGUGCUACACAUAAAUUUUUUGCCAAUUCGAAAAUUCCAUUAUAUAGAAAAAUGGCUGAAUUUAUGGAACAACAUCCUGAAGUAUUGAUGCCAAGCAAUGCAAUGGGCCGGGAAAGGGUUGAAAAACAAAAUGGAAAAUAUGCAUUCUUUAUGGAAUCGGCAACGAUUGAAUAUAUUACUGAACGUUAUUGUAAUCUAACACAGGUUGGUGGUUUACUCGAUUCAAAAGGAUAUGGAGUAGCCACACGAAAAGGUGCUAAAAUUCGUGCAUCAUUAUCUGAAGUGAUAUUGAAACUACAAGAGACCGGUGUAUUACAACAACUAAAAGAUCGUUGGUGGAAACAAAAAGGUGGUGGUCAAUGUGUUGCGGCACCAUCAACGCCGUUAAACGAAUUGGGCUUGAAAAAUCUUGGUGGUGUUUUCGUUGUACUCGUCGUUGGAUCAUUGGCUGCAUUAAUCUUUGGGAUAUGUGAAUUUGUUAUUAAAACCAGGAUUUCGACAAAUGAUUCGACAACAUUUCCAAAAGAUCUUUGUGAAGAAUUUAAAUUUGUUUUAUCAUGUCAAAAAUCGACAAAAUCAUUGAAACGUCGAAGUAUGAAAAGUUUAAGCCAAACUCCAGCUGCAACUAUUGGUAGUGGUAGCGGUGGUGGUGUUGGAAUCACAUCCAGUGGUAGUAUUAAUGGCCCAAAUCAUCAUCAUCAACAACAACAACAACAUCCACAAUUAUUGAUGAUGUCUAAUAACAUUUAUGACAAUGCUGCGGACAUCUACUAGUGUCACACUUUAUUACAAUUCAAUCGAAUGGUCCAAAAUAGCUGAAUAGUAUUUCUUUUCACUAUUAACAGUGGGCAGCACUUUCAUAGAAUCAAACUAAAACCAGGGCAAAAAAUUAUUAAAAUCAAAAAUGAAUAAAUACUA
This is a messenger RNA of Dermatophagoides farinae (American house dust mite), 3028 nucleotides long. Its product is annotated as glutamate receptor ionotropic, kainate 2. Gene Ontology annotation, molecular function: signaling receptor activity; ligand-gated monoatomic ion channel activity. The record is from RefSeq and is a predicted model, not a curated record. NCBI's taxonomy places the organism in Eukaryota, Metazoa, Arthropoda, Arachnida, Sarcoptiformes, Pyroglyphidae. Gene Ontology annotation, biological process: monoatomic ion transport. Gene Ontology annotation, cellular component: membrane.